Molecule: messenger RNA, 815 nt
Organism: Dermatophagoides pteronyssinus (European house dust mite)
Lineage: Eukaryota; Metazoa; Arthropoda; Arachnida; Sarcoptiformes; Pyroglyphidae
Product: proteasome subunit beta type-2-like
Biological process (GO): proteasomal protein catabolic process
Cellular component (GO): nucleus; proteasome core complex; cytoplasm
Source: RefSeq, a predicted model, not a curated record
UUUCGCUGAUUCAUUUGUGUUCUGAGUUGAGUUUCGAUUUUUAAAAAAGUUUACAUUUCAUCUUCUGUCAUUUGAAUUUUCUAAAUUUGAAAACCAAAACUAACAAAAAUCUAAACGAAAAAACAUGGAAACAAUUAUUGGUAUACGUUGUAAAGAUUCGGUAAUUAUUGCAGCCGAUCGUGUUAAUGCUUUCAGUAUCAUAAUGGUCAAAAAUGAUAUGAAAAAAAUCUAUCAAUUGAAUGAUAAUCUUGUAAUGGCCGUAAAUGGUGAUCCAGGUGAUGCUGUACAAUUUGCCGAAUAUAUUAGUAAAAAUAUUCAAUUGUAUAAAAUGCGUCAUGGUUAUGAUCUAUCACCAUUGGCUUCGACCACAUUUGUUCAACGUAAUUUGGCCAAUUAUCUACGAUCACGAACACCGUAUCAGGUUAAUUUAAUGAUGGCCGGUUAUGAUAAAUUGAUUGAUAAACCACAUUUAUCAUAUAUGGAUUAUCUUGCUACUACUGUUGAAGUUCCAUAUGGUGCACAUGGUUAUGGUAGUUUUUUUGUAAUGGGCCUGUUGGAUCGUAUCUAUAAACCGGAUUGUACCGCUGAUGAAGCUAUUGAAAUGAUGAAAAAAUGUGUAGCUGAAAUACAACGUCGAUUAAUCAUUAAUCAACCGGCUUUUCAACUAUGUAAAAUCGAUCGUGAUGGUGUUAAACAUCUUGAUGAUAUUGAAAUUAAUCCGGCUACAAUUUUGAAUCCUGAAUUGAGACAAAAACAACAACAAUCAAAACCACAGCCUAUGAUUCAUUAAUUAUCAUAUUUUUUGUAAUAAUUUU